Gastrolobium bilobum is the source of this 663-nucleotide messenger RNA. RefSeq lists its product as uncharacterized. The record is from RefSeq and is a predicted model, not a curated record. Bases 1 to 663 code for a protein of 220 amino acids. Lineage: Eukaryota; Viridiplantae; Streptophyta; Magnoliopsida; Fabales; Fabaceae. The transcript has a single exon.
AUGGAGACCUUCAUCCCCACAUCUCCAGAAGAUUCAAGAAACUUGUCCUCUACCUCUACCCCUUCUCCCAACAUCAUCAUCACCGUCGUUCUUGACGAUUCGAACUACCCUCUCUGGUCCCAGUUGAUGGACAUGCGUAUAGGGGCCAGAAACAAGUCAGGCUACCUCACCGGAGCCACAGUGAAACCACCCACCACUGACCCUCAUUAUGAUACAUGGAUUACUGAGAACAAAAAAGUGAAAAGAUGGCUCAUCGAAUCAAUGACGUUGUCCUUGAUGCAGCGGUUCAUCCGCCUUGAAUCCGCUCGAGAAAUUUGGGAUGCGGCGCUUCGUACCUUCUAUGACGGAUCAGACGAUACCUGCCUCUUCGAACUUCAUCAGCGCUCCUUCUCCACGAAACAACUCGAUCGUCCUCUGUCUACAUACUACAACGAUCUUCUGACCAUUUUCCAAGAGAUUGACCACCGCAUGUCAUCUCCAGCCACCACUGUCAAUGAUGUGGUCAACACGCACUCCUCCUUAGCCCGUAUGCGUGUCUACAACUUUCUGAGUGCAGUCGAUUCUGAAUACGACCAUGUUCGAGGAGAGAUUCUCAGGAAAGAUCCGAAGCGGACCUUGAGGGAACAUAUGCGUUCCUCCGUCGUGACAAUCAACAGCGCAUAA